Messenger RNA from Rosa chinensis, 2253 nucleotides. RefSeq lists its product as uncharacterized. The coding region runs from base 1 to 2253 and encodes 750 amino acids. The transcript has 2 exons. Gene Ontology annotation, cellular component: intracellular membrane-bounded organelle. NCBI's taxonomy places the organism in Eukaryota, Viridiplantae, Streptophyta, Magnoliopsida, Rosales, Rosaceae. The record is from RefSeq and is a predicted model, not a curated record.
AUGGGUACUAUUCAGAUUCCGGUGACAAGCUCUGUAUGUAUUUUAGAUAUUUUAGUGACCGGGACUUUGGAGAGUGUUUCUGAUGAGAUAGAUUUGAAUUAUUUUGAACUCAUUUCGAUACUGGGGUUAUCUCGGAAAUCUGGUUAUCAGCCCACAUUCAUUGGGAAUGGUCGUCUGAAUGGCUCUUUGGUUGGUUAUGAUAGAGGGGAGAGUUUAGGUAUGGAUAGUUUAGCUCUAGAGAAAUUUGGUCGUUCGAGCCGCAGUGUAUGUAGCGCUGUUGGUGGUUUUGGUUUUACAGGAGAAAGAUAUGAAUUGGAAUAUGAGAGUGAUUUUGGCAAUCCUCUCGGUGGAGAUGUUGGAUAUGUACCUAAGUUCUUUGUUUUUCGUAGGACUCGGUGUGAAGAUGGGAAGAUGCAGAUGUUGUUGGGGUUUCCCAACUCGAGUUUUCAUGGACGGGGUAGUACUUUUCCCUUUGAACCUAGGACAAGUUUGAUUGCUGAAGGGGAAUGGAUUGAGAAGGAGAAUCGUAUGUUAGCUGUUGCGUGCCGGAUUUUGAAUUUUACGGAGUCAUUGACUAAUGCUGUUGUGGGAGAUUGUUCGACUAGACUCAGCUUUAGGUUACCUGCACGGGUGUCUUUAAGAAAUAGGUCUAGUAUUGUGGGGCAAAUUUGGAGCAACAGAGCGGUGAAUGACUCUAAUUACUUUGGUAAAAUUGGGUUUCACAGAGUGUCGGAGCAGUUGAUGAAAUUCUUACCAGGUUACAAAAACGAAUUCACUGAGUAUGACACGGUGAGGAAAACUUGUGAUGAAAAGAAGACCAAUGAAGGAAAAAGAAAGAAAUACCCUGAUGAGCAUUUGUUGGAAAUGACACUUCAAAUGGCAGUGAGAAACAGUACAGGGCAAACUGAAUGGGUUCAUGUAUCCCCAUUGUUUGUGGAUGGCGAUCGAAGUCAUGCUGGGCUUUGGGAUAAACUGCUGAAGAAAAGCCAUAGUAGUGUGGUGAAUAUGAGCUAUGAUUUAACCUUCAGUUUCAUACAUGACUAUAAUUUCUUUGAUAAUGGUACACCUCAGUUUCAACAAAAAUAUAUGCUGAAGGAAUAUAUGAUAGGGAUAAUGGUAAUCUAUGCAUGUAGGCAUGUAUUGUCAAAAGAUCAAGAAUUGAUGGAAAAGGAUACGCUAGACUGUGCUAUCAAAAUUAAUCUCCAGUUUUCUCCAUUGGAUGCCAAGAAUCGUAGAAUUGUCAAUGGGACUAUUGAAAGCACAAGGAGAAAGUCAGACCCUCUUUAUUUUGAGCCUAUGGAGUUAUUAUACUCAGGUUCCAUUACCGAAAGGCAAGCUGCAAAGUCCAUUUCAAGAAUGGACUUGGAGAAUGUUAUGGUUCUAAUUUCCAACUUCUUUGCAUGUGUCUUUGUUGGCUGCCAGCUCUAUUAUGUGAAGAAACACCCAGAUGUACUCCCGUUCAUCUCCAUUGUGAUGCUUGUUGUUCUCAUUCUGGGGUACGCGAUUCCUCUUCUGUCCAACUUUGAAGCAAUGUUUAUGCGAAACCGCAACAACUGGCAGGAUAAGUUUCUUGGCACUGGUGAAUGGCACAAGGUGAAUGAAGUAAUUGUCAGCGUGAUGAUGUUGGUAGUUUUCCUGCUGCAGCUGCGGCUUCUCCAGCUGACCUGGUGCUCGAGACAAGGUAAUGGAAGCCAGAAGCGCUUGAGGGAAUCCGAGAAAAAGGUUCUUUAUACAACUUUACCACUAUACAUAGCUGGUGCACUGAUUUCUUGUUUCGACCACCAGUGGAUCCAUACUCACCACACCUCAUACAUACCACUACACGUCCAUUUGCCUCUUCAUAUUGUUCGCCAGCGACACAAUCUCUGGGAUGACCUCAAGCCUUACAGUGGCUUUGCCCUGGACGGUUUCCUGUUCCCACAGAUACUGUUCAACUUGUUCUUCAAUUCAGGAGAAAAGGCUCUCACCUGUGCAUUCUAUUUCGGAACUACCAUAAUCCGUCUGUUGCCUCAUGCAUAUGAUCUUUACAGGGCUCAUACAUUUCCUCGGCUUCCUGCUCUCUAUUUCUUUAUGCAAACCCGGCAUCGGAUUUUUUCUCCACUGCCUGGAACAUCAUCAUUCCUUGCUGUGGUCUGUUGUUUGUCACCAUUGUUUUCUUGCAGCAGAGGCUUGGUGGCCGUUGCAUUCUUCCCAAUAAAUUUAGACAAGACCUCUUGUGUAUAUGAGAAAGUCUCUGUCAUCAGCAAUGCCUAA